Messenger RNA from Dipodomys spectabilis (banner-tailed kangaroo rat), 2605 nucleotides. It is a transcript of the gene Dpf2, whose product is annotated as double PHD fingers 2. The record is from RefSeq and is a predicted model, not a curated record. Gene Ontology annotation, cellular component: nBAF complex. The transcript has 12 exons. Bases 247 to 1362 code for a protein of 371 amino acids. Gene Ontology annotation, biological process: nervous system development. Lineage: Eukaryota; Metazoa; Chordata; Mammalia; Rodentia; Heteromyidae.
CGCGCUGCGGGCUCCGGGGCCUCCCGGCCUGAGGGAGAGGAGCCGGGAAGAUGGCGGCUGUGGUGGAGAAUGUAGUGAAGCUAUUUCGAGCAAAGUUAAAGUUAACGGUGGUUGAGGACAAGUGGACUGACCUAUGGCUGCUUCCUGUGAGUCAAAGGACACUUGGAUGUGUGGGGAUUGAUGUAGUUCGCCUCCUCCCUCCUCGAAACGGAAGCCCUCCUUGGGGAGCAAUACUACAAAGAUGCCAUGGAGCAGUGCCACAAUUACAACGCCCGCCUGUGUGCCGAGCGCAGCGUGCGCUUGCCUUUCCUGGACUCUCAGACUGGAGUAGCCCAGAGCAACUGUUACAUCUGGAUGGAAAAGCGACACCGUGGUCCAGGAUUGGCCUCUGGACAGCUAUAUUCCUACCCUGCCCGGCGCUGGCGAAAAAAGCGACGAGCCCACCCACCUGAAGAUCCCCGGCUUUCCUUCCCAUCUAUUAAACCAGACACAGACCAGACCCUGAAGAAGGAGGGGCUCAUCUCUCAGGAUGGCAGCAGUUUAGAGGCUCUGUUGCGCACCGACCCCCUGGAGAAGCGAGGUGCCCCGGAUCCCCGAGUUGAUGAUGACAGCCUGGGAGAGUUUCCUGUGACCAAUAGUCGAGCACGGAAGCGGAUUCUUGAGCCCGAUGACUUCCUGGAUGACCUUGAUGAUGAGGACUAUGAAGAGGAUACCCCCAAGCGCCGGGGCAAGGGGAAGUCCAAGGGUAAGGGUGUGGGCAGUGCCCGGAAGAAGCUGGAUGCUUCCAUCCUGGAGGACCGGGACAAGCCGUAUGCCUGUGACAUUUGUGGAAAACGCUAUAAGAACCGACCCGGCCUCAGUUACCACUAUGCCCACUCCCACCUGGCUGAGGAAGAGGGCGAGGACAAGGAAGACUCCCAGCCACCCACCCCCGUUUCCCAGAGGUCUGAGGAGCAGAAAUCCAAGAAGGGUCCUGAUGGAUUGGCCUUGCCCAAUAACUACUGCGACUUCUGCCUGGGGGACUCAAAGAUCAACAAGAAGACAGGACAGCCCGAAGAGCUGGUGUCCUGUUCUGACUGUGGCCGCUCAGGGCAUCCUUCCUGCCUCCAGUUCACCCCUGUGAUGAUGGCAGCUGUGAAAACCUACCGUUGGCAGUGCAUCGAGUGCAAGUGCUGCAACCUCUGCGGCACCUCGGAGAACGACGACCAGCUGCUCUUCUGUGAUGACUGCGACCGUGGCUACCACAUGUACUGUCUUACCCCAUCCAUGUCUGAGCCUCCUGAAGGAAGCUGGAGCUGCCACCUGUGUCUGGACCUGUUGAAGGAGAAAGCUUCCAUCUACCAGAACCAGAACUCCUCCUGAUGUGCCACCCAGCUCCCCCACAUUUCUGAAGAUGUUUUUCUCCUCCACCUUGGUUUUCAUAACCCCCUUCCCUUCCUCCCCUCUUUCACAAGUCCAGAACCUCGGGUGGUCAUGCCAACCUGCCUUUGGCAACAGCAAGUGGAGGUGGCAGCGCUGACCACCUCUGGCCCCAGGCCCUCAGGGAGAAAGGAGCAGCAUGCUACCCCAGGGCAGAUUUAUGGGCCCCGCUUCUCUGUGUUCUCCAUGAAGUGCAUUCACUCUGCUUGCCUUGGGCCCAGGCCCUGGUGAUCACAGGGUUCAAAUGAUGUUUCAAGUAGAGAGGAGCUCAAUUCUUUUGGCCCUGGCUGACUCCCUGCUCUGGUCUCCAGGGUUCCUUCCCCACGAUGCUAGCCUGACCAGUCCUCUGCUGGGAGCAGCUGGGAGUGAACAAGCUGAGGCUGCCCUCACAGGAGCUUUCCAUGCCCCUUGUGCUGCUGUACCUUGCCUCUUCAGCGCCCCCCGCCCCCCACUCCUACGAUCCUCUGUCCUGCUAACAGGGCCCCUUGCCUAAGCCAGGAUGUUCUUGGUCACUCGGCUGGCUCUACCCUGUCCCACUGCACCCCACACAGGGAACUAGCAGCUACCCCUGUCCUUCCUGUGCUUGGCUGGCUCACUCACGGGUGGUCUCUGGUGACCCAAGCCUUCCCUACCUUUUCCCCAUCUUCUGCCUCCCUCCUUGUUCUCUUUGGUUUUGUGGGGAAAGGGGAUGUGCCAGGGUGCCAGGCCAGCAGCUUGGGGGCCACAAGGAGAUGUUGGAUAAUGUGCCUGUUUUUUAACUCGAUAAAAAGCCUACCUCCAAAAUCCCCUCUUUUUUUUCUUUUCUUUUCUUUUUUUUUUUUUUCCUUCCUGGACCUGGGCAUUCAGCCUCUUGCCCUUAACUAGAUUGGGAGCCUCCGCCUCCUGCCUGUGUAUGAUAGUUCCCAGGUCACAGGGGUGCCGCAUAGAUGUUCCCUUCCCUUGCACGCUCACUAGCAGCUGAUAAGGUCUUCACACCCUGAUUCCUUGGUUUUCUGCUUAGUGGCACUGACAUUAAGUAGGAGGGACAGCCAUGCCAAGACACUCUGGACUGGCCUUCCUCCUUCAUUGCGGGCAGGCCCUAACUCACCGUCACUUUGGAGUUGAGGUGUCUUCCCCCUCCCCCUUUAGUUCCUGUAUUCUAAACAUCUAAACAUUAGUUUAAAAAAAUAAACAUUUUUACACACAG